This is a messenger RNA of Cololabis saira (Pacific saury), 1458 nucleotides long. RefSeq lists its product as uncharacterized. The record is from RefSeq and is a predicted model, not a curated record. Bases 1 to 1458 code for a protein of 485 amino acids. The transcript has 13 exons. Lineage: Eukaryota; Metazoa; Chordata; Actinopteri; Beloniformes; Belonidae.
AUGUCGUCCGUUCCGCCAGGACAAGCCGCGGGCCCCAGCACUCAGAAUGUCGACCAUAACUGGACAGUGGCUGCAGCUGCACAGAGCCUUAUAAAUGUGCUCACACAGAACAGGACUCAGGGACAGCAAGUGCCAGAAAGGAAGCAGGAGCAGGGAUCGUCUUCUGUUGAACAGGAGAUGGCCAGAUCUUUCCCUGGGUUUUUUACGAAGAAAAGCCAAAUUGGAAAAAGAAAGAAUCAGGGUCUGAACACAUGUGGCACAGGAUCUAGAAAAGCCUGGAGGCCUUUUAGCUUCUAUGUGUACCUUUUGAAUAUCAAUUCAGAGAUGACCCCAACCUCCCCUGAAGAAUUUGAACUUGCUCAGGCCGGACUUGGAAAACGCUAUCUGAACUUGUCCAAGGAUGUGAGCCAUGAAGAGUUCUUCACACUCCUAAAACAUGAGUAUCCCAAGAUGCAGGAGGUGACAGGAGGAUGGCUACUGUACAAGGCUACAGGUGGUCAGGGUAAAAGGAGACUGACGACGAUUCCUCCUGAUUCAGACGGAUACACUGGGACCCUGAUUCGCAGUGUUACGGGGACAGGGAAAAGCACCCUGUAUAUUGUGCCUUUACAACACACAUUUGACCCGACUCCGUUACCUCCAGAUUCCAUCGAGUUUCAAAGUAUGCCAAAGGCACAAUGCCAAACUUGCAAAGUUAAUUUUCCUUUGCAGAUUUUGGCCCUUCAUGUCCAGGAGUGCAUGGAGUCGGCAGCAGGGGAUAUUGACACAUGUCAACAUGAGGUCCAGAUAGUGUCUGUGACAGCUCCUCCUGUGCACUGUGACACAGAGACACCUGUUGAAGAGAAGGUUCCGUGUCCUAUCUGCUUCAUGAACUUCACACCUCAGUUCUUGGAGUUCCAUGCUAGCGCAUGUGGAGAAAGAAAGGAAGAUCUUGAGAUGCCUGAGACAUCUGCCAUGAUCCAGGACAAUGUGGAGGAGCAGCUCAAAAGGACUGUUGGACAGAUUCUGGCUGUUAAGUUGUCGACUGAGCAUUCAAUUGGAGGCCUAUCUGAUGAAAUCUUCAAUUGCGGAUAUACUGGAGCCAUCUCCGUUCAAAACAAGGAGUCCAUUAUUGGUGCCAUCAUACUCCACGCAGUGCUGAGGUUGCAGCCUAUGUUGGAACAACUAAGGGAAGGCCGGCUGUAUGACCUUCUCUCACUGAUCAGGCAGUACCCAGAUAUCUGCCAGCCCUUGUUUGUUCCCGGGGAAGAUGUAAAAGUCAAUGCAGAGUUUGUCAUGGCAUCCAUUCUUCCUCAACUAAGUGACAAAGGGACGAGCAGGCAUCAGGUUGAGCUAGAGAUGAUGAACUUUGUUCAGGACUUUCUUUAUGAAGUUGAAGACGCGUCAUCAACCACAGUGAAUUCCUCUUCAUCUGGAAGAAGCUUCUGUCCCAACAGCAGCGAGAAGUCGCAGUCCUGA